AUGUCCUCUACCUCCGAUUCCCAUACGACAUUCACCAGUCCAUACACUCAUAAUGUCGUCGGUGGAAGUGCCUCAAACUAUAUAAAAAAGGUUUUGGACGACUUGGUUCAUAUUCCAUCUCGACGUCCCCCGCAAAAAUUGUUUGCUUCGACCAUAAUGGACAGUAUGAUUUUGGCGGACGUUAGUAUUGGAUCAAUGGCAGAGGAGCCUGCGCGCUUGGAAGGCAAGGUUGUUAUACAGCUCGUAGUAAAUGAAGGCUCGUCUGUGUAUUCUGAACAUAUGCUCAAUCUAGCCAACACCGUUCACGGUGGUUGUAUUGCGUACUUUGUCGACUUUUGUUCCUCACUUGCAUUAGUAGCAUUGGAUGUACAUCAAAAUAACGACUACACUCUCAGUGUCUCACAAGCACUCAACAUCGUCUUUCACUCGCCUGCGGCACUUGGUGAAACGAUCCGGAUAGUAAACAUGAGUGUUAGCUCAGGCGGAAGAUCUGCUACUGGCAGAACAGAGAUCUGGAAUGACAGUCAUAAACGUAUCAUAGCCUCCGGCACUCACAUCAAGAUGCUUCCUUCCAAAUCCAAGGUUAAAUUGUAG
Molecule: messenger RNA, 594 nt
Organism: Lentinula edodes (shiitake mushroom)
Lineage: Eukaryota; Fungi; Basidiomycota; Agaricomycetes; Agaricales; Omphalotaceae
Exons: 5
Coding region: 1-594 (197 amino acids)
Molecular function (GO): fatty acyl-CoA hydrolase activity
Source: RefSeq, a predicted model, not a curated record